Messenger RNA from Peromyscus californicus insignis, 2814 nucleotides. It is a transcript of the gene Polr3f, whose product is annotated as RNA polymerase III subunit F. Bases 264 to 1214 code for a protein of 316 amino acids. The record is from RefSeq and is a predicted model, not a curated record. Lineage: Eukaryota; Metazoa; Chordata; Mammalia; Rodentia; Cricetidae. Gene Ontology annotation, cellular component: RNA polymerase III complex. The transcript has 9 exons. Gene Ontology annotation, biological process: transcription by RNA polymerase III.
CGCCCCUAUUCAGCGUACGGGGGACCGAGCCUUUAGUCCGACAGGCACUGAAAUUCGGGACAGCAGAAAGGGGAAUCUGUGGCGACACUGCUGAGCAGAGCGGAGCAGGCGCAGCACGGACGCCCCAAGCCUACCGACGAAGAAGGCCGGCGCGACCGGACAAAGAAGGCCCCUCUCCCGCCCGGCGCGCGCCUCUGCCGGUCCCCGGGACUUGCAGCGCGCUCCCCGGGGCAACUUUUUCUCUAGUCUCGGAAACCGCCCUAAUGGCUGAGGUGAAGGUGAAGGUGCAGCCGCCGGACGCGGAUCCGGUAGAAAUAGAAAACAGAAUUAUAGAAUUAUGCCACCAGUUCCCUCAUGGAAUCACAGAUCAAGUAAUUCAAAAUGAAAUGCCUCACAUAGAAGCCCAACAACGAGCAGUGGCCAUCAAUAGACUGUUGUCCAUGGGUCAGUUGGAUCUUUUAAGGAGUAAUACGGGCCUCUUAUAUAGAAUAAAGGACUCUCAGAAUGCUGGUAAAAUGAAGGGGUCUGAUAACCAAGAAAAACUAGUCUACCAAAUCAUAGAGGAUGCAGGGAAUAAAGGAAUAUGGAGCAGAGAUAUUCGAUACAAAAGUAACUUGCCAUUAACGGAGAUCAACAAAAUUCUCAAGAAUUUGGAAAGCAAAAAGCUUAUCAAAGCCGUGAAGUCUGUAGCAGCCUCCAAAAAGAAGGUUUAUAUGCUCUAUAACCUGCAACCAGACCGAUCUGUGACUGGUGGAGCCUGGUACAGUGACCAGGAUUUUGAAUCUGAAUUUGUUGAGGUGCUUAACCAACAGUGUUUCAAAUUCCUACAAACCAAGGCAGAAACAGCAAGAGACAGUAAACAGAAUCCAAUGAUUCAAAGAAACAGUUCAUUUGCUUCAUCACAUGAAGUGUGGAAGUACAUCUGUGAAUUGGGCAUCAGUAAGGUAGAGUUGUCCAUGGAGGACAUUGAAACCAUCCUGAACACACUCAUUUAUGAUGGGAAAGUGGAGAUGACUAUCAUUGCUGCAAAGGAAGGCACUGUUGGCAGUGUAGAUGGACACAUGAAACUGUACAGGGCAGUCAACCCAAUCCUCCCACCUACAGGCUUAGUCCGGGCACCCUGUGGACUCUGCCCUGUUUUUGAUGACUGCCAUGAAGGUGGUGAGAUUUCACCAUCUAAUUGUAUUUACAUGACAGAAUGGCUCGAAUUUUAGUAGAGAGCUGUGAAUUUGACUUACAUUUGGCAAAUGAAUUACUUGGAGAGCAAAUAAUUCGUGGUGGAACAUCAAAUUUCCUUGCAAGCAUGCUUCUCAAUGAUGGAUACUGACUUGCUGCUAUGAAAACAUAUUUAUUUAUGAAGACAGAACACAAAGCAGAUGAAGUUUAAUAAAGUUGAAUAGGGAAGUCUCUUCUGCAGUAAGUAAAAUACCUUGAAGCUCUGGAAGACCAAGGAAAAAGAAGCCAGCAAACCUCCAUUGACAAGUACUGGAUAAAUUACUUCUUCAGGUCUUCAUUGACACUCAUCAUCAGGCUUAUUACCACCAUUUCUGUUUGUGUUUCUUGGGUUUUAUUGAGAAGAAAUUGGAGGUGGUGUGGGAAAGGAACAUCCCUUUCCCACAGUUGGUUCCUCUUCUCCUCAGUGCUCUUCCAGAGGAGUAUGCUGCCACACUGACUUCGCUCCCACAUGCUGUUGUUCAGGACAUGUCUCCAUCCUAAAGGGGAUAAUCUCACAAGUCCUUUGUUAAGGCUGUAAAUUUCUCUGAUGGCUUAAUUGUACUGUUUGCCAGAAUUUUUUCCAGAUUCUUACUUCAUGCCUAUAGUAUGACCCUCUGCCACCAGCAUCAAAUUCAAAUUUUGUAAUCUGAUCCCCAUGUGAAAUGUGAUAAGUAGAACCUUUGGAAAGUGACAGAUCGUGAGUGUAGAGUCCUCGUGAGUAGAAUUAGGGCCUGUAUAGGAGAUACCCAAAGUGUUCCAUUGUCCCUCUAUCAUGCGAGAGCACAGGGAAAAGAAUAAGGAAGCAGGCCCUUGUUAGACAGUAAAUCUACCAGCCCACUGGACUUCCCAUCUUAGAAUCAUGAUAACUAGAUGUAUUUUCUUGAUAAACCAUUAGCUGCAGUUCUCAGCCCAUGGGUUGCAGCCCCUUUGGGGUUAACAGUCCUUUCAAGGGAUCAUCUGAGAUCUUCAGAAAACAUAGAUAUUUACAUUACAGUUCAUAACAGUAGCAAAAUUAGUUUUGAAGUAGCAACAAAAAUAAUUUUACAGUUGAGGGUCACCACAACAUGAGGAAUUGUAUUAAAGAGUUACAGCAUUAGGGAGGUUGGGAACCACUGAUCUACAGUGUUCUAUUAAAGCAGAUAGAAGAGAUAGUAUCUAAUCUUUCAACUAAAUUAAAACUAAAACUAGCUGUUUUUUUUUUCUCUCUCUCUCUCUGUCUGUCUCUCUCAAUCUGUGCCUGUCUGUCUCUUUUUUUUCCUCUCUCUCUCUCCCUCUUCCUCCCUCUCCCUCCCUCCCUCCAAGGGUUUUUCUGUGUGGUCCUGGAACUUUGUAGACUAGGCUGGCCUUGAACUCACAGAUCUACCUGCCUUUCCCUCCCGGGUGCUGGGAUUAAAGGCUGCCUCUACUAUGCCCAGUUUACUGUUUGUCUUCAAAGUUUCUUUAUACAAGCCAAAAGCAUGAGCCAACUGAAUGUCUUAACACUCCACUCUUCUUUGGGGCUGAGCUCUCCCACCAUUUGGCCGUGUUCUAAGUGAACAGCAUUAUUAGAGUUACCUUGAGAUAAUGGGACCAAUAAAGUCAUCAUUUUUAUCAGAUGAA